UAUUAUCCAUUCGAUCAUCUUCAACUUCUGCCAUUUUCCCACGACUAUUUUCAUCCAGCAAAUACUCUUUAGCUUACUCUCCCACUUCAAAAACCCAGAAAAAUUAUGAUCACAUCAUCUAUUUUCCGCAAUUCAAUCACCUCAAUUUCUAUAAUUUCAUCAACAAAUACUAAACCAAAAUCAUCAAAUUCAAACUCAAUCAGAAGUUUCUCUAUUCAAUUCAGAAUUCGCGCCACUGUCAAACAGCAGAAACCCCUUCAAUCUCAAUCUCCAAUUGAAGAUUUCGAUGAGAGAGAAAAUUCUAAACCUAGGGUUUUGCUCAAUAGUCUUAGGGUUUUAGAGUGGGAUAAGGUUUCCGACGCUGUUUCUUCCUUCGCUGGGACUUCUCUUGGUCGUGUUGCUUCUAAGGAGCAAUUGUUGUCGCUUGAUCAGACGUAUGAGGAGAGUUUGAAGUUGCUAAGAGAGACAAAUGCAGCGGUUGAAAUUCGCAAGCAUAGUAAUUCGUCUCUGGAUUUCACUCCCAUUGAUGUCGUUCUGGCGAGGUCUGCUGUAGACCAUGCACGGAGAUCUUCACCAGUGGCUGGACAAGAAGCUAUGGCUGUUGCAGUUUUGCUACAGAUGGCAGAGGCUUUGCAGACUAACAUCAAAGCAUCAAUCAAAGAAAAUGCCGAUAUGCUUGAUCGUUUCAUGCCCCUGGCUGAUGUGAUACUGGACUGGGUCACCAACAAAUCACUAGUCAGAUCAAUACUGCAAGUUAUUGAUGAAGAUGGCUCUGUCAAAGACUCAGCAAGUGGAAAACUCAAACAGGCACGUUGGCGAGUUUUGAACCUCGAAAACAAGUUGCACCAGUUGAUGAACACUCUUAUUGCAAAUGAAACAAAUAAAACUAGUUCUUUGGAAGCAAGUAAUGUUGAUGGGAGAUGGUGCAUCAGAUCAGGAGCACGUCAACUGACAAGUUUUAAAGGUUUAUUGCUCUCAAGCGGAGCUGGCAUGGGGAAUAUUAUUGAGCCAGUCUCUGCUGUGCAGCUAAAUGAUGAAUUAAUGGAAGCAAAGGCAUCUAUUGCUGAUGCAGAGGCUGAAGUUCUUUUGGAUAUAACAGAAAAGAUUAAACUGGACCUUGAUAACAUUGAAAAACUAUUGAAGAGUGUAAUUGCACUUGAUGUUGUAAAUGCUAGAGCCAGUUAUGGCCUCUCAUUAGAAGGAACCUGUCCUGAGUUACUUCUACUGGAUGAUAAGAAUGCACCAUCAUCUUCAGAAGGCUUCUUGCAUAAGAAUAGUUCUAUGAAGCUUGCCUACUCUACCAAAAAGCAAUGGAAGUUGUGUAUGCCAAAAGCAUAUCAUCCUAUUUUACUUCAACGACACUGGCAUGAUCUACGCGAAGCCAAGAAGGAUGUUGCUAAUGCUAUUGCUGAACUUCGGAGAAGAAAAAUAAACGGGACAAAUUUUGGCCAGCAAGAAGUCACGCAAGAAAAAAUUGAUAUCCUACAAGAGAAGGUUACUCAACUGGAACAAGCUCACCCAGUUCCUGCUGAUAUAAUGAUUGCUAAGAAUACAAGAGUUCUUCUUAUAACUGGACCUAAUACAGGUGGCAAAACCAUUUGCUUGAAAGCAGUUGGAUUGGCUGCCAUGAUGGCAAAAGCAGGCCUGUAUGUUGUAUGUGCUGAACCUGCACAGGUUCCAUGGUUUGAUUCUGUUUUCGCUGAUAUUGGUGAUGAACAGUCAUUGUCUCAGUCUUUAUCAACCUUCUCAGGACACCUCAGGCAAAUCAGUAAUAUACAAGCUAGAUCUACUAGUCAAUCCCUGGUGCUUUUGGAUGAGAUUGGUGCUGGCACUAAUCCUUUAGAGGGAGCAGCACUUGGUAUGUCUAUUCUUGAGUCAUUUGCUGAAGCUGGUGCCUUACUAACCAUAGCCACAACACAUCAUGGCGAACUUAAAACCCUCAAGUAUAGCAAUGAUGGGUUUGAAAAUGCAUGCAUGGAGUUUGAUGAAGUCAACUUGAAGCCAACUUACAAAAUUUUUUGGGGAGUUCCAGGACGUUCAAAUGCUAUUACUAUUGCUGAAAGGCUUGGGCUUCCUAAAGUAAUUGUAAAUAACGCUCGUGGACUAUAUGGAGUGGCCAGUGCAGAGAUUGAUGAGGUCAUAUAUGAUUUGGAGAAGUUCAAGCUAAAUGUUGAAGAAUAUAAAGAUGAAGUGCAACGUUACUUGAGGCUUUCCAGGGAUCUUCAUGAGAAAGUACAGCAUACCCAGAGGAAGCUUGAUGAGCAUAGCUCUAAUCUUAAAUAUAGAAUGGUGCAACAAAUAACAGAGCUUGCAUCUACGGCACGUUCAAAUCUUCACAAGAAAAUGCGUCAGUAUCGUGCAUCUGCACAUAAGAGUAAACAUCCUGCAGAACCCAACACACAUCCAGCUAGUACACUGAUUAACAGCCAGCAUUAUACAACAAGUUCCAAAACUGUCGUCCCAGAAACUAGAGGUGCAUCUUCUGCUGAGGUCAAGCCAUCAUCAUCAGGUUCAGAGAAAAAAACUAUAAUCCCCAAGGUUGGUGAUACCGUGCAAGUUCCUUCCCUACGGAUGAAGGCAACAGUUCUUAAGGUGGAACCAUCCAAAGAAGAGAUAUUAGUGCAAGCUGGUAAACUGAAGUUGAAGUUGAAAAUGUCUGCAAUUAAGUCUUGACUGGUAAUAAUGUUGUGCAGUUGUAAAGAUAGAUAGUGUAUGUCAAUUUAUCUUUCAGUCAGCAUCGUAUUUGGUAAUCUUCUUGACAAUUUAGAAAAGAAGUAAAACAAAAGGUUGGAUUGCUGAAGUGCAGAAGAUUGCUCUAUUUGGCAAUAUGGUGGCAUUGUGCUGCACUUGGAAAGAAAGAAAACAACUAUGUUUAGGUUAGAGUUUAUUACGGCUAUUGUAUAGCUGCGUGCAUUAGAUUAAUGACUAAACUUGAUUUUUUCAGAUGUAAGUACAUAAUAUAAUAGCUUUAAGUGCAGGAUCUAUAUUUUAGCCCUGUUUUUGUAUACAAGUGAUACCGCUUUGUGUAUUUAUAAAAUUAUAAUAUUAACAUA
Messenger RNA from Chenopodium quinoa (quinoa), 3053 nucleotides. Its product is annotated as endonuclease MutS2-like. The transcript has 20 exons. Gene Ontology annotation, molecular function: ATP binding; endonuclease activity; mismatched DNA binding. The record is from RefSeq and is a predicted model, not a curated record. NCBI's taxonomy places the organism in Eukaryota, Viridiplantae, Streptophyta, Magnoliopsida, Caryophyllales, Amaranthaceae. Bases 106 to 2673 code for a protein of 855 amino acids. Gene Ontology annotation, biological process: mismatch repair; negative regulation of DNA recombination.